UUUAGUACCAGCUGAACAUAACAGUGUUGUCUUUUUCCUCCUGGAAUCAGGGACAAUCCAGAGGCCACACAGCAAAUGAAUGAUUUAAUCAUUGGGAAGGUUUCUGCAGCUCUGAAGGGACACUGGGCAAAUCCAGACUUGGCCAGCAGCCUGCAGUACGAGAUGCUGCUGCUGACAGACUCCAUCUCCAAGGAGGACAGCUGCUGGGAGCUGCGCCUGCGCUGCGCUCUCAGCCUCUUCCUGAUGGCAGUGAACAUCAAGACCCCGGUGGUUGUUGAGAACAUCACCCUCAUGUGCCUGCGCAUCCUGCAGAAGCUCAUCAAGCCACCUGCUCCAACCAGCAAGAAAAACAAGGAUGUGCCCAUGGAUGCUCUCACCACUGUGAAGCCUUACAGCAAUGAAAUCCAUGCACAGGCUCAGCUGUGGCUCAAGAGGGACCCCAAGGCAUCCUAUGAAGCUUGGAAGAAGUGCCUCCCUGCCAGAGGUGCAGAUGCCAACGGGAAAACUCCCAGCAAAGCUGAGCUUCACCAGCUCUACUUGUCAGAAAAAUACGUCUGGAAGUGGAAGCAGUUCAUGAGCCGCCGUGGGAAGAGAACUUGUCCUCUGGAUCUCAAGCUGGGACACAACAAUUGGCUGAGACAGGUGCUGUUCACUCCUGCCACCCAGGCUGCCCGGCAGGCUGCCUGCACCAUCGUGGAGGCCCUGGCCACCAUCCCCAGCAGGAAGCAGCAGGUCCUGGAUCUCCUCACCAGCUACCUGGAUGAGCUGAGCAUUGCUGGUGAAUGUGCUGCUGAGUACCUGGCCCUGUACCAGAAGCUCAUCAAACCUGCCCACUGGAAGGUCUACCUGGCAGCCAGAGGGGUUCUGCCCUACAUUGGCAGCCUCAUCACCAAGGAAAUAGCUCGUUUGCUGGCCUUGGAGGAAGCCACUCUGAGCACGGAUUUGCAGCAGGGAUAUGCCCUGAAGAGCCUCACAGGUCUCCUCUCUUCCUUUGUGGAGGUGGAGUCCAUCAAGAGGCACUUCAAGAGCCGCCUGGUGGGCACGGUGCUCAACGGGUACCUGUGCCUGAGGAAGCUGGUGGUGCAGAGGACAAAGCUGAUUGAUGAGACCCAGGACAUGCUGCUGGAGAUGCUGGAGGACAUGACAACAGGCACAGAGUCAGAGACCAAGGCGUUCAUGGCAGUGUGCAUAGAGACUGCCAAGCGCUACAGCCUCGACGACUACAGGACCCCAGUGUUCAUCUUUGAGAGGCUCUGCAGCAUCAUCUACCCUGAGGAGAAUGAAGUCACUGAGUUCUUUGUCACCCUGGAGAAAGAUCCCCAGCAGGAAGAUUUCCUGCAGGGCAGGAUGCCAGGGAAUCCCUACAGCAGUAACGAGCCUGGCAUCGGGCCCCUCAUGAGGGACAUCAAGAACAAGAUCUGCCAGGACUGUGACCUGGUGGCUCUGCUGGAGGAUGACAGUGGCAUGGAGCUGUUGGUGAACAACAAGAUCAUCAGUCUGGAUCUGCCUGUGGCUGAGGUCUACAAGAAGGUGUGGUGUCCCACAAACGAGGGGGAGCCCAUGAGGAUCAUUUACCGCAUGCGGGGCUUGCUGGGAGAUGCCACGGAGGAAUUCAUCGAGUCCCUCGACUCCACCACUGAUGAGGAGGAGGAUGAGGAAGAGGUGUAUAAGAUGGCAGGGGUGAUGGCCCCAUGUGGAGGCCUGGAGUGCAUGCUCAACAGACUGACUGGCAUCAAGGACUUCAAACAGGGCCGGCACCUCUUAACUGUGCUGUUAAAACUCUUCAGUUACUGUGUGAAGGUGAAAAUCAACCGGCAGCAGCUGGUCAAGCCAGAGAUGAACACUUUGAAUGUCAUGCUGGGGACUCUCAACUUGGCUCUGGUGGCUGAGCAGGAGAGCAAGGACAGCGGGGGAGCAGCAGUGGCAGAGCAGGUGCUCAGCAUCAUGGAGAUCAUUCUGGAUGAAUCCAACGCGGAGCCCCUGAGCGAGGACAAGGGCAACCUCCUCCUGACAGGGGACAAGGACCAGCUGGUGAUGCUGCUGGACCAGAUCAACAGCACCUUUGUGCGCUCCAACCUGAGCGUGCUGCAGGGGCUGCUGCGCAUCAUCCCCUACCUGAGCUUCGGCGAGAUGGAGAAGAUGCAGAUCCUGGUGGAUCGCUUCAAGCCCUACUGCAACUUUGAUAAGUAUGAUGAGGAGCACAGUGGAGAUGAUAAAGUCUUCCUGGACUGCUUCUGUAAAAUAGCAGCAGGAAUAAAGAACAACAGCAACGGCCAUCAGCUGAAAGAUCUCAUCCUGCAGAAGGGGAUUACACAGAAUGCCCUGGAUUACAUGAAAAAGCACAUUCCAAGUGCAAAGAAUUUGGAUGCAGACAUAUGGAAGAGGUUCUUAUCUCGACCUGCACUUCCUUUUAUCCUGCGCCUGCUCCGAGGCCUCGCGACGCAGCACCCUGCAACACAGGUGCUAAUAGGAACAGACUCCAUCUCCAACCUGCACAAACUGGAGCAGGUGUCGAGUGAUGAAGGCAUUGGGACGUUGGCAGAGAACCUCCUGGAGGCUCUGAGGGAGCACCCCGAGGUGAACAAGAAGAUCGACGCCGCGCGGAAGGAGACGCGCGCCGAGAAGAAGAGGAUGGCCAUGGCCAUGAGGCAGAAGGCCCUGGGCACCCUGGGCAUGACGACAAAUGAGAAGGGCCAGGUGGUGACCAAGACUGCGCUGCUUAAACAGAUGGAGGAGCUGAUAGAGGAGCCAGGACUGACCUGCUGCAUCUGCCGGGAGGGAUACAAGUUCCAGCCCACCAAGGUGCUGGGGAUUUACACCUUCACCAAGCGCGUGGCGCUCGAGGAGUUUGAGAACAAGCCCCGCAAGCAGCAGGGCUACAGCACCGUGUCCCACUUCAACAUUGUGCACUAUGACUGCCACCUGGCAGCUGUCAGGCUCGCUCGGGGCCGCGAGGAGUGGGAGAGUGCAGCCCUGCAGAAUGCCAACACCAAGUGCAAUGGGCUCCUGCCAGUGUGGGGGCCCCACGUGCCAGAGUCUGCUUUUGCCACGUGCUUGGCACGGCACAACACGUACCUGCAGGAGUGCACGGGGCAGAGGGAGCCCACGUACCAGCUGAACGUGCACGACAUCAAGCUGCUGUUCCUGCGCUUCGCCAUGGAGCAGUCGUUCAGCAUCGACACCGGGGGCGGCGGCCGCGAGAGCAACAUCCACCUCAUCCCCUACAUCAUCCACACCGUGCUCUACGUGCUCAACACGUCAGUGCCACCCCUGCCACCCUCCCCCAGCUCUGCACGGGCCAGCACAGAUGGGAAAUCACAUCCAGUUUUGGGAGGGUUGCGCAUCCUGAGCGGGUUGUUAAGGAUUUGCAUUGUUGGGAGUGAAGCCUGGACAUGCCGGAUAACAGGGAACCUAUUGAUGAUAACUGGCCUGCUUUCCCUCCCCAGGCUGACAGACAAGGCAGUGAAGGAAUACGCCACGUACCGCUCGGGGCUGCUCUUCUGGGCCCUCGUGGAUCUCAUCUACAACAUGUUCAAGAAGGUGCCUACCAGUAACACAGAGGGAGGCUGGUCCUUCUCUCUGGCUGAGUUCAUCAGACACAACGACAUGCCCAUCCACGAGGCUGCAGACAAGGCCCUGAAAACCUUCCAGGAGGAGUUCAUGCCAGUGGAAACGUUUUCUGAGUUUUUGGAUGUGGCUGGACUCUUGUCAGAAAUCAAUGACCCCGACAGCUUCCUGCAGGACCUCCUGAACUCCAUCCCCUGAGCUGCCAGCACGGAGAAGCUUUGGGCACUGCUUGCCUUCCACCCUCUGUGUCCCUCCUCGUGCAGUCUGUCCCUUUCCCAAGGAGUGCUGCAGUUUUUUGUUGGAAUAUUUUUUGUUUUGUUUUCCUUUUUUUUUUGUUUUGUUUUGUUUUUUAUUUUCUACAAUUUUUUCUUCAUGGAGUGAUUUGAAAUUUAGAUUUGUUUUAUCUUGUGUUUCAGCGCUUCUAUCUGUAAAGCCUUGUGCAUUCAAAGCUGUUUGAAAGAACUUGUACAGAGAGGAAUCCAAACCAGUAAAUCCUAAUGCUUUAGUGUGCACCUCUUUGAAGUUAAAUAAACAGAACAAAUGGGUAA
This is a messenger RNA of Zonotrichia albicollis (white-throated sparrow), 4115 nucleotides long. The record is from RefSeq and is a predicted model, not a curated record. Lineage: Eukaryota; Metazoa; Chordata; Aves; Passeriformes; Passerellidae.